UUAUAUUCUUAAAAAUUUACCACCCCCAGUAAUUUUGUAAAUAAUUCAAAUCACAAAAUCCCAGUCUUUCUCAACACCAACCUCCGCGGUGCCGUGCGUGCAAUUAGAAUCAAAAGAAGGCGGGUUGCUUACUCUAAAAGCACGACUGAGACCCUGCAAUUAGUCAGUAUUUGAGUGACUGUUAACACAGAAGAGACCAGAUAAAAGCCACCGAUCACCACCGCCAUUGCCAAUUCGCCAGCAGCAGCAUUGGAAGGGAAGUGAAAUUACCGAUGAGACCCAAAAGUGGGAAAGGGAAUUGGAGCUCCAAGUUCAAGUUCAAGGGCAUACUCGGAUUGCCCACCACUUUGAUCUUCUGCUCCUUCUUCUUCCUUGCUGGCUUCUAUGGUUCCUCCCUCCUCUCCCAGCAUGUGAGUGGUGGUGGUAAUAGGCUGAGAGCGAGACUGUUGGAGACAGAUUACAAUUCGAUGCCUUAUGGCAAGACCGGUGACGAUUCUUUAACUUCCAUUCCCUUUCAGGUUUUGAGUUGGUAUCCGCGAGCAUUAUAUUUUCCUAAUUUUGCAACUGCGGAGCAAUGCGAAAGCAUAAUCGGUUUGGCAAAACCACGCCUUAAACCAUCGAUUUUGGCUUUGCGAGAAGGAGAGACAGAGGAAAGCACAAAGGAUAUACGAACAAGUUCAGGCGUGUUUCUUUCUGCUUCUGAUGAUAAAUCCGGGACUUUGGAUGUGAUUGAGGAAAAGAUUUCAAGGGCUACAAUGCUUCCCAGGACACACGGAGAGGCAUUUAACGUCUUGCGCUAUGAGAUCGGGCAGAAGUAUAAUUCUCAUUAUGAUGCAUUCCACCCUGAUCAAUAUGGUCCUCAGAAGAGCCAAAGGGUUGCAUCAUUCUUGUUGUAUUUAAGUGAUGUUCAAGAAGGUGGUGAAACCAUGUUUCCUUACGAGAAUGGCUCAAACACGGAUGGAACCUAUGAUUUUCGGGAAUGUGUUGGUUUGAAAGUGAAGCCACGCAAAGGGGAUGGACUUCUGUUUUAUUCAUUGCUUCCAAAUGGUACAAUUGAUAUGUUAGCAUUACACGGGAGCUGUCCUGUAAUCGAAGGGGAAAAAUGGGUAGCUACAAAGUGGGUCAGGGAUCAAGAACAAGAGGAUUAGUUGCUAAUAUAUUGUUGCAUAAUGCUCAAAUUUUAUCUUCACUUGAGCAUUAAGCACACAACAACAGCCGGCGGCAGGGGGGGUCUUUUGUGUUAUAGAUCGGAAUCUUGAGAAGUUUUCCGUCGUGUUAACGGCUUGUAUCUCGUCUAGCAACUGAAUUAAAUAAAUGAUGUGUGGCAGGUAAAAAUAAGAUGUAUUUUCAUGUGCAAGAAUUUUGACAA
This is a messenger RNA of Pyrus x bretschneideri (Chinese white pear), 1369 nucleotides long. Its product is annotated as probable prolyl 4-hydroxylase 9. Gene Ontology annotation, biological process: peptidyl-proline hydroxylation to 4-hydroxy-L-proline. The coding region runs from base 273 to 1148 and encodes 291 amino acids. Gene Ontology annotation, cellular component: endoplasmic reticulum. Gene Ontology annotation, molecular function: L-ascorbic acid binding; procollagen-proline 4-dioxygenase activity; iron ion binding. NCBI's taxonomy places the organism in Eukaryota, Viridiplantae, Streptophyta, Magnoliopsida, Rosales, Rosaceae. The transcript is spliced from 8 exons. The record is from RefSeq and is a predicted model, not a curated record.